GUGAUGUGGGAACAGAGAAAGCGCCUAGUCAGAAAAGAAAACCACGAGGUUAUUGGAAUGGUGACCUUCCUUUACCCUUUCCAUCACGGUUUCUUUCUUUCUCACUUCCUAUUCGUACCAACAAAGUAGUAGAAGACGAUCCAAGAGAAAAACCCCAAAGAAGAAUUCAGUUUCAAAGCAAGGCUGUAUAGUUCCAAAGGCUUGAAUAAGUAACGGAUAUGAGUUGUAGCUGCUUCCGUUCCUCAAUACUAGAACGAAGAAGGGGACCUGCUAAUGAUCUUGGGGACCUAACAGGUCCCCUGCCUGGGAAUAUCAAGGUUUUUACUUACAGAGAGCUUAGAUCUGCCACAAACAACUUUCUUAUAAGCAAUAAAAUCGGCAAAGGAGGUUUUGGAACUGUUUACAAAGGGGUCCUAAGAAAUGGAAGCCAAGUUGCUGUGAAAGCGCUUUCAGCUGAAUCAAGACAGGGAGUGCAUGAAUUUUUGACUGAGAUUGAUGUGAUCGCUAAUGUCAGGCAUCCAAACCUUGUCGAGUUAAUUGGCUGUUGCGUUGAAGGAGCCCAUCGCAUUUUAGUCUAUGAAUUUGUGGAAAACAACAGCCUUGACCGUGCAUUAUUAGGUCCAAGGAAUAAAACCAUUAAGCUCGAUUGGGCCAAUAGAUCUGAAAUUUGCUUGGGCACUGCCAGAGGUCUUUCAUACCUUCAUGAAGAACUGGAACCAUAUAUUGUACACAGAGAUAUAAAAGCAAGUAAUAUACUUCUUGAUAAAUAUUUUGUCCCAAAAAUCGGAGACUUUGGGUUGGCUAAACUCUUUCCAGAGAACAUUACUCACAUUAGUACACGAGUGGCAGGAACAACUGGCUAUUUGGCACCAGAAUAUGCAAUGGGCGGUCAGUUAACAAAGAUGGCAGACAUAUAUAGUUACGGUGUCCUGGUUAUUGAAAUAGUUAGUGGGAGAAGCAGUUCAAAGCAAAACUGGGGAGAGAUGCAGAAGUUUCUUCUCGAAUGGACAUGGCAGCUAUAUGAAGAAGGUAAACUGGUUGAAUUGGUGGAUCCAGAGCUCAAUGAAUACCCAGAGGAUGAAGUAGUCAGGUACAUAAAGGUAGCACUUUUCUGCACUCAGGCAGCAGCAACCCGAAGACCUACAAUGACACAAGUAAUCACUAUGCUCACCAAGAACAAAAGGCUCAAUGAGAAGGAACUUACUGCUCCAGGUUUCUUCUCAGAGGGAUCGGGAUAUAGCGGUUCAUUAAAUAAGAAAUCGACAUCCAACUCAAUUAGCCAAACGAUAAGCUCGUUUCCUCCCAGUAUCACUCAAGUUACUCCUAGAUGAUUUUAUGGAGAGCAUUAUAAUCAUCUCAGUUAGUAAUCAGAUUCUGACAUAAGUCACAUAAUUACAGAGCGGUUAUUCCUACUUUGCUCAAAGAAGAUGUGGAAACACAUGUAUCAUCAAUGCAUCAAAAUAUAGUUUCAUUUUUACACUACGAUUCUAUAUAUUCAUAUCUCUAUUGUUACAAGCUUUUGAAGCUGUUUUUCUAGUUCAAAGCAAAUUUGUUUCUGAUAA
Molecule: messenger RNA, 1562 nt
Organism: Papaver somniferum (opium poppy)
Lineage: Eukaryota; Viridiplantae; Streptophyta; Magnoliopsida; Ranunculales; Papaveraceae
Product: cold-responsive protein kinase 1-like
Exons: 7
Coding region: 219-1331 (370 amino acids)
Biological process (GO): protein phosphorylation
Molecular function (GO): protein kinase activity; ATP binding
Source: RefSeq, a predicted model, not a curated record